Messenger RNA from Colletotrichum destructivum, 2512 nucleotides. RefSeq names its product Putative major facilitator, sugar transporter, major facilitator superfamily. The coding region runs from base 462 to 2348 and encodes 628 amino acids. The record is from RefSeq and is a predicted model, not a curated record. Gene Ontology annotation, molecular function: transmembrane transporter activity. The transcript is spliced from 8 exons. NCBI's taxonomy places the organism in Eukaryota, Fungi, Ascomycota, Sordariomycetes, Glomerellales, Glomerellaceae. Gene Ontology annotation, cellular component: membrane. Gene Ontology annotation, biological process: transmembrane transport.
CUUGCCUGCCUACCUACCUUGCUUAGGCUGCCUACCUAGAUAGACUUUAACUGUGGCCGGCCACCAACUUCUGACUUGCUCCAUUCCGAUCGACUUCCACCGUUUCUGCCUCCUUCUCAACUCAUAAACCAGCCCACAUCGCACGUCAAUUGCCCAAUGGUUUUCCUUAACCGCGACUAACGUACCCUCGAAAACGGGUCCUCGCUGACCGUGAUCCAUCUUUCAAGCUCCCACCUCAUUGUGUGUAUCUGCGAUUACCACCUCCUAGUUACUUGCCGACAAGCUUCGCCGAAUCUUGCGACACCUAGGUAGGUAGACAGACACAGUAACGCUUCGCUUGACAGGCUUUGGCCCAUGUGGGUUGCAUUACCCUCGUGCUUCCCCUUCUCCCUUUUCCUCGCCGAACAUAGACGACCUGACCCAAGGUAGCGAACCGGGCCUGGAGUAGUUGCGCCGGAGCAAUGUCGGCUUUGCCCGACCCUUUAGUGAGGAGGAAUCGGGGUUUCCUAGGCGGCGACAGCUCCGCUUUGUCCGCCCGAGACCGUCAGGACCGCAGCCAAUUGCGUUAUGAGCUCGAUCUCAACUCAUGGAAUCUUCGGAUCUGGGGCGUGGCCGCCUCCGGGUUCUUGACAGACUCCUACAAUCUCUUUUCCACCAAUGUCAUUCUCGCAUCCAUUGCCUUUGUAUACUGGCCUUCCCCUGGUGCAAGGUGGCAAGGGCUGCUCAUCAACUUUUUUACUCUACUGGGCUCUGUCAUCGGCCAGUUACUGUUUGGCUUUCUCGCCGACUUUUAUGGUCGAACCCGUCUCUACGGCAUCGAGCUUGUACUGGUUAUCGUAUCGACAAUCGGUGUAGCCACUAGCAGCUACGGUUUCGACGACAUGAGCUUUCUGGGCCUCUUCAUCUGGUGGCGCUUUGUGAUGGGGAUUGGUAUUGGCGCAGAAUAUCCUCUCAGCGCUGUUAUCACCUCUGAGUGGUCCAGUACCCAGUCGAGGGGAACCAUGAUCUCUUCCACAUUCAUGAUGCAACCCAUCGGCCAAGCACUGGCCCAACUCGUAGGUCUCUGGGUACUCCUCGGUCGCGAAAAAAGUGAAGGUCUGCAGGCAAUGCAGUGCGGUCUCGAUUUGAAGUUCGACAGGGAGUGCCGCCGUACCGUGGACGGUAUCUGGCGCAUCGUCAUUGGUUCCGGGGCCGUCCCCGCCCUGCUGGCCAUCAUAUUCCGUUUUUUCCUAUUCGACUGUGGACUGUACAGUCUUGAAGUCAGAAAUAAGCCUGGGAUAGCCCUAAGAAAUACGCAGAGGGUCUACGGCGCCCCUGCUGGCGCGACGGCGGGAUAUCCCAUGACCCCCAACGACGGUGUGCAUGCCACCGACUCACAGCAGCCCAUGCCUAUCCAGUUUUCCAAGGACGACUUGUACAAGUAUUUUAUCGAAGAUGGGAAUUGGUACUAUUUGUUAGGUACUGCUGCAACAUGGUUCUUCCUAGAUGUGAGCUUUUAUGGUCUCAGCUUGGACAACAGAGGCACUCUAUCCGACAUGUGGGCGACUACCGGGCCGACGCCCAUCGACGAUAGGUUACCGUGCUGGAACUCCAAGUUUCCGGACGGAAACGCAACAGCACGGGUUUGGAGCCAGACAGGCCUCCCCGUCUGGCAGACAGAUGCAACACUGCCAUGCAACACCAUCUACGACGUGCUCCUGGAACAGGCAAAGCAGUACCUGCUGACCGUGUCCAUCGCUUCCAUCGCUGGAAGCGCCUGCUUCGUUAUGGCCGCCAACCGCAUCCCACGCAGGCUGUGGCUGACCGUUUCGUUUUUUGUUCUAGCCAUAUUGUUCGUAAUCACGGGUUGCGUGUACUACGGCGUCAACCGCACCCCCGGCGCACCGGCCACAGUUGUGUUUGUGGCAUUGUGUCAUUUCAUGUUCAACUUUGGGGCGAACACCCUUACUUUCAUCAUCCCUGCCGAAAUCUUUCCGACGUGUUAUCGCUGCACGUGCCACGGCAUAUCCGCCGCCGCCGGCAAGCUGGGCAGCAUCGUGGCCCUCCUCGUCGUCUAUGGCAUCAACUCGUCCUACACGGCUGCCAACCGCCAGGGGCUCAUCUUCCUGCUCUUUGGUUCCUUCGUCGCCGUCGGCGCCGUCUUCUCGUGGGCGUACCUACCCGACUCACAGCGAUGGACCGUAGACGAGGACGGCCGCCGGGUGCUGGAGCAAAAAACGCUUGAGGAGCUGGGUGAGGGCCGCGAGCGAGCGCGGCAGCUAGGGGAGGUCAUCACCGUCAAAGAAAAGUGGCACGAUCUGAAGCGGAGGAGGGCGUCGCCGGAGCCAUCCCAGGCUGCGGACCCGUGAUUGAGCGGCAUGAAGACAGCGGACAUGCGCGGUACUUAACCAUCGGCUGUACCGUAACAGCUCAGCAAGUCUACACGCGUCCUUCCGAGGGGGGGGGGUCCUCGUUUGUCCGUCACAUGGUUUCUUCCUAUAGCUUCUUUACAUCACCCGACCGUAUAUAUUUC